GUUUUAUAUGAACUUCCUUCCUUGUUUUCCACAUGGGUUUGGAAAAGUCGAAGUUUUGGAAGCGUUCAAAGAUGUCAGUGAACCGAUGUGGCUUUCAAUGGGUAGAUUUGGUUUGGAAGGAACUCUGAAUGCGAAGAUAAAAUUGCAAAAUUUCGGAGAUCUCCGGUCUUACGUGAAGUUGAAACUGGUCCCUAAGGCUGUUUAUCCUGGGACAGUUUCGAGUUGGCAAGUUAACCAAACUGAAUUCCUACUACAUCCUGGCGAAACACAGUGGGUUAGCUUGCAGUUCCAUCCUAAAAAAGAAGAUUUCUUACAGUUGCAUCGUGCUGCUGUAUCUCACGUAGGAACUCUUAUUUUAACUCACGGAGACGAGCCAACUCGUUGGCGAAUUCGCAGGUAAGUUGAUAAGAUUCUAAUUUGAAAAAGAGA
Messenger RNA from Cephus cinctus (wheat stem sawfly), 429 nucleotides. RefSeq lists its product as uncharacterized. Bases 8 to 400 code for a protein of 130 amino acids. Lineage: Eukaryota; Metazoa; Arthropoda; Insecta; Hymenoptera; Cephidae. The transcript has a single exon. The record is from RefSeq and is a predicted model, not a curated record.